GCAGGUAGAGGAAGUAGGUGACUGAUGUAACUCUGGGUAAUGCGACAUCUCUGAACUGAAGGCGAUCGUUACCGGAGCCAUGGCUUCUCUAGGACUGAUGCUUCCCUUGCUUGCCGCCAUACAGCUGUCGGGGGUCUGCGGAUGGAAUCAGCAUGAGCGUGUUUUGCUGAGGGAGGUCCAGGCUAUCACAUUACAUGCUGACAGAUACACCAAUGCACGGCGUGCAGCUCCUAUUCCACAGCUAAAAUGCAUUGGAGGUAGCGCUGGGUGUAGCACCAUGAUACCGCACGUGGUGCAGUGUCACAACAGAGGAUGGGAUGGCAUCGAUGUCCAGUGGGAAUGCAAAGUGGACAUGGACAACUCCUACAGAUUUGGAAAGGUUGAAGUAAGCUGUGAGGGCUUUGAUUAUCCUGAAGACCCAUACAUACUUCGUGGCUCUUGUGGGCUGGAGUACACUCUGGAACUAACAGAGGAAGGAAGGAAGGGAUCUCAAAGUGGCUACAGUUCAACAGGAUUUGGCUCUGGCUUUUUCCAAGGGAAAUCAAAUAGCUGGAACGCUGAGCAUUCUGAUGGCAGUGGGGUCAUUGCCUUUUUGUUCCUCCUGGGGCUAGCUUAUGGUGUGUACAAGUUAUUUUUGAGUGGUCCUUCAAGUCAGCAACAGCAUCCUCACCCUGAUAAUUAUGAACAUGAACAUCAAAGCAACAGCCAAACUAGCGCACCUCCGCCUCCAGGUUUCAAGUCAGACUUUACUGGUGCUUCAUCUGGAUUCAGUAACUUUGGAGGGGCAUCGUCCUUUGGUAGCCAUGAAAACCAACGUCCUGGUUUUUGGACUGGUUUGGGAACUGGUGGUGUACUUGGUUACCUGUUUGGCAAUCGACUGUCUAGGACACAUUACUCACCAUAUACACCUAAUCUUAACACGUGGAGUGGGUCUUCAUUCCGUGGCCCGUCAGCCCACAGCUCUGGUGUCAGAACAGCAUCAGGUUUCGGAGGUACAAAACGGAGAUAGAUGACUGAAGAACAUUGCACAUAUGAAGAAGAAUGGGAUGAAGAGAGAGAAUAAUAAACCUGUGUGUCAGGAAGAUUUACACAGCGGGUGUUUGUAGCUUUGUGUGAUGGUUAAUUUUAAUGACAUUACCUGAUAUGUAUGGGGUGUCUUUUUUUUUCUUGUUUGUACUGUGAAGUAGAGGAGCAUAUACAUAAGAACCUACCUGCUGACAGCAUACCUACUAUUGAACAUACAGGAACAUGCGUACAUUUCUGCACAAAACACAGUGAAGUUUCUGGAGUCAUGUUGAAUACAUUGCAGAACUAGGUCGUCUUCAGAUGAAUAUGAGAUCCAAGUCUAUGAAUACUGUAACCCUCAUUAAAAGGCUUUUACUUGCAUUGCCCUUGUAAUAAAACAUCUAUUCUCAUGA
Molecule: messenger RNA, 1418 nt
Organism: Bufo gargarizans (Asiatic toad)
Lineage: Eukaryota; Metazoa; Chordata; Amphibia; Anura; Bufonidae
Gene: SARAF
Product: store-operated calcium entry associated regulatory factor
Exons: 6
Coding region: 80-1009 (309 amino acids)
Biological process (GO): regulation of store-operated calcium entry
Cellular component (GO): endoplasmic reticulum membrane
Source: RefSeq, a predicted model, not a curated record